AAAAAAAAAAAAAAAAAAAUCUUCGAUCUCCUCCCUGCAAUUAAAACCUCAAACCCCACACUAAAUCAAGCAUGGAUCAGUAAAGAUUCCUCGAGUCGCCGGAAAAAUGAGCUGAAAAGUAAAGGAUACGAUGUACAACAACGCCGGAAAAUACGUCGGAAGCCACCGCCCAAGCAGUUCCCCCUCCUCCUCCGCCGUCGCUGCAGGUAGCGCGUCCAUUUCUUACCACUUGCUCCACCACCAACUCACGAUCCCUUUCUCUUCUGGCGGCGGCGUAGCUGGCGACGGCGAUUUCUCGAGGAGGGAUGAGAGGUUCCCCCAAUGGGGCAACCAGGAAACGAGGGAUUUGAUUGAAAUUAGGGCUCAGUUUGAGGUGGAGUUAUCGGCGGAGGAAAGCGACAAGAAUUUGUGGGAAGCUGUGGCUAAUGGGAUGAGGAUAAAGGGGUAUAGGAGGACACUUGAUCAGUGCAAGGGAAAAUGGAAAGAUCUUGUUAGCAGAUAUAAGGAGCACAAAACAUUGGCUGCUGAUAAUAAUAUUCGGCACUGCCCAUUCUUGGACGAGCUGCAUGCAAUCUUCACAGCAAGGUCCAAUCUUACGCAGCCACCUCACCCCACUGCGAACCCUCCCGAAAACCAAUCCCGUGAAGAAUUCUCGCAAGAACUGGACAUCGAACAAGAAACCGAACCCGAACAUUCCCCCAGAACAAGAAUACCUCCGAAACAAAAACUCGUCAGGGUGAAGAGACAAAAAACAGCAGAAAACGAAAAUCGCCCAACACCAUCUCAUAAAAACGCUCUCCACAGCCUUCACGAGAUGAUGAGGACUUUCAUCGUGAGCCAGCAGAGGAUGGACAUACAGUGGAUGGAGUCCAUGGAAAAAUACGCUAAGGAACGGGAGCUUUUGGAGGACGAGUGGCGAAAAAAGAUGGAAGGUCUAGAGAGAGAGAAGCUUAUGAUGGAGAGGGCCUUUAGAGAGAGAGAGGAACAACGGAGGUUGAAGGAGGAGAGUCGGGCAGAGAAAAGGGACGAGCUUUUCACGAUGCUUCUGAACAAACUCGUUCGUGGGGAUAAUUUCCACUUGAUAUUGAAGCAAAUGUGUUACGGAAAUAUUGGUACCAGGCAAUAUGCAGACUUGGUGCUCUCAUACUCGAAUUUCCCUGCAACUUUCCGUCAGUUGCUUCUAUGCAUCUUGUCGCUGUAUAUUCUGGCUAAAGAAAUUGAAUCUCUCAGUCCAGAUGGUCAAGCUCUUGCCAACUUUAGGACAGGCAUAACUAGUUCAGAUGGUAUUUUGGAGCAGUGGAGACUAGAGGAUGAGGACCCUUGUAGGUGGCGAGGAAUAACGUGUGACUCGAAAUCUAGAAGAGUUACAACAUUGAGCCUCCCUAAUCACAAGUUAACUGGACAGCUAUCGCCAGAUAUUGGGAAACUAGAAAGUUUGCAGUUCCUAACUGGGGAACUGCACACAGUUGCAGUCAAUGGUAACUACUUAAGUGGGUCGAUUGCAAGUGAACUCGGGAACCUAUCUCAGCUUGAAAAUUUGGAUUUGUCAAGCAACUCUCUGAGUGGUAGCAUUCCUGCAUCCCUUGGGAAGUUAAGCAAGCUUGUGAAAUUCAAUGUUUCAACAAAUUUUUUGGUGGGACCUAUAUCUUCAGAUGGUGUUCUAGCAAACUUCCAGAAGGAUUCUUUUGUUGGAAACCGGGAUUUAUGUGGCAAACAACUACAAAUAUGCAAGAACAAGGGUGGUGGUUCUUCCCCGCCUACAGAUUCAGCCCAAUCCCAAUCCAAAAAGAAAAAUUCCGGUAGGCUUCUGAUUAGUGCACUGGCCACUGUGGGCGCAUUGCUUCUUAUAGCUCUUAUGUGUUUCUGGGGCUGUUUCCUGUAUAAAAGGCUUGGUAAGAAUGAUGGCAAAGGACUCGCCGUGGAUGUUGGAGGUGCCUCAAUUGUAAUGUUCCAUGGAGACCUUCCAUACUCUUCGAAAGACAUCAUAAAAAAAAUGGAGAGUUUAAACGAAGAGCAUGUUAUUGGUGCCGGAGGCUUUGGAACUGUCUACAAGCUUGUGAUGGACGAUGGCAAUUUAUUUGCCUUGAAAAGGAUUAUGAAGCUCAAUGAAGGCUUUGAUCGCUUUUUCGAGAGAGAACUUGAAAUUCUUGGGAGCAUCAAACAUAGAUACCUGGUGAAUCUUCGUGGAUACUGCAAUUCCCCGACAUCUAAGUUGUUGAUAUAUGAUUUUUUACCGGGAGGAAGCCUCGACGAGGCUCUUCAUGAGAGAGGUGAGCAACUAGACUGGGAGACUCGGUUAAAUAUUAUCAUGGGAGCUUCAAAGGGCCUUGCUUACUUGCAUCAUGAUUGUUCCCCUCGAAUAAUUCACCGAGACAUCAAGUCAAGCAACAUUUUGCUUGAUGGAAAUUUUGAUGCCAGGGUGUCUGAUUUUGGACUAGCUAAAUUAUUGAAGGAUGAGGAGUCCCAUAUCACGACUAUUGUUGCUGGGACUUUUGGAUAUCUGGCUCCUGAGUAUAUGCAGAGUGGUAGAGCUACCGAGAAGACGGAUGUCUAUAGUUUUGGUGUUCUGGUGCUCGAAAUUGUGAGCGGAAAGCGGCCAACUGAUGCAUCCUUCAUCGAGAAGGGUCUUAACAUUGUUGGAUGGUUGAAUUAUUUAGUUUCCGAAAAUAGACAAAGAGAAAUAGUCGAUCCACACUGUGAAAGAGUGCAUACAGAAAGCCUUGAUGCACUGCUCUCAAUUGCAAUCCAAUGUGUUUCUUCAAGCCCCGAGGACCGACCCACAAUGCACCGGGUCAUUCAAAUUCUAGAAUCUGAGGUCAUGACCCCGUGCCCAAGUGACUUUUACGACUCCAGCUCAGACUAAGGGUUCUCAUUUAUAUCCAAAAAACUAAGCAAGGAAAAGUGACAGAGCAACAGGUACACAGAAGGGAACUCGGAAUUUGUUUUAGCUAUAUUCACGUAUAAAUUUAUUCGUUAUUGUUUCUUUUGCGGAAAAAAGUAACAAGCAGCAGGUACAUUCACCAGUGGGUUUUUGCUUGUGAUUGAGCUAGGCUACGUCAGUAUUAUUUCUUUGUCAGCAUGUAAAUUAUUAUUAUUAUUAUUAUUUUUCGAUCACGGCCAGAAGUGGCGGUUAGUUUUUUCGUUCAGACCUUGAUUGUUCUCGUGUAAUUUAUCCUGAGUUAUUUGUAUGCUAAAAGGAUUUUAGAUGUAUUUACUGUUACUACAUACUGGAGGAUCCUUGUAUUUGGUUCCAUUCUUGUG
Messenger RNA from Striga asiatica, 3261 nucleotides. The record is from the annotation of a GenBank genome assembly. Lineage: Eukaryota; Viridiplantae; Streptophyta; Magnoliopsida; Lamiales; Orobanchaceae.